GACUCCAGGACUGUAGAAAUUCUCUCGCUCUCCCCGCGGCCCCCACCCCCUUCGUUCUAUGUAAGCCCUAAACAAUUCUUUCUCUCUCUCCAAAUCCCUCCGAUGGCUUCUCUGCAAGCUGUCCUGCUCUUCCCCAAACCCUCUCUCUGCUCGAUUCCCGGAGCUCGUACUGCAUUCGCUCCCACCACCAGCGUCUCAGAAGUUUGGAAUGGGGCUGGGGCGAUAAGGAAGGGGGGAUUGGUUGUUUCGAGACCUUUGGCGGUACGUGGGGUGGACGAACCUAGGGUUUCGAAUGGGGAUUGGAAGGAUGAGAAGCCGAUCAUUGUUAUAGAUAACUAUGAUAGUUUCACAUAUAAUCUGUGCCAGUAUAUUGGAGAGCUGGGAGCUAAUUUUGAGGUGUAUCGCAAUGAUGAGCUCACUGUGGAGGAACUUAAAAGGAAAUGCCCACGUGGGAUACUUAUUUCUCCAGGGCCUGGUACACCUCCAGAUUCAGGGAUAUCCUUACAAACUGUUCUAGAACUUGGGCCUUCUAUACCAUUGUUUGGGGUUUGUAUGGGCUUGCAGUGCAUUGGGGAAGCAUUUGGAGGAAAGGUCGUUCGCUCUCCUUUUGGCGUGGUGCAUGGAAAACACUCUCUUGUCUAUUAUGAUGAAAGCCUAGGGGAUACUUUAUUUUCUGGUUUACCAAACCCAUUCACUGCUGGUAGAUAUCAUAGCCUUGUGAUCGAAAAAGAUACUUUUCCUAGUGAUGUCCUCGAAAUCACAGCAUGGACAGAAGAUGGAUUAAUAAUGGCUGCUCGGCAUAAAAAGUAUCCACAUAUUCAGGGAGUGCAGUUCCAUCCUGAGAGCAUCAUAACCACAGAAGGCAAGAUGAUCGUUAACAACUUCAUCAAGUCUAUCGAAAGUCUGGGUGACUCAAUUCCCAAGCCUUGAAAAUAUCUGCCAAAAAGAAAAAAGAAAAAGAUUUAUAAGACUCAGAACAAAAUAAUGAGCACUUCUGUUCUGUCAAUAGAGAUCUAAUUUUCUCCAUCCA
Messenger RNA from Phoenix dactylifera (date palm), 1030 nucleotides. RefSeq names its product anthranilate synthase beta subunit 2, chloroplastic-like. Gene Ontology annotation, biological process: L-tryptophan biosynthetic process. Gene Ontology annotation, cellular component: cytosol. NCBI's taxonomy places the organism in Eukaryota, Viridiplantae, Streptophyta, Magnoliopsida, Arecales, Arecaceae. Gene Ontology annotation, molecular function: anthranilate synthase activity. The record is from RefSeq and is a predicted model, not a curated record.